GGAGCCGCUGAAAUAUGAUGAGGAUAUUAUUUCUCUCCGGGCACGUUUCUACGCAGGGGAGAAGCGACAGAGCUGAGCUGAGACCGCGUUUCUUCACACAGGGCUCCAACGUUCCAAAAAGAAAAUAACAGCAGCAGCAGCAGCAGCUCCAAGAGACAACAGGGGAUUUCAAUGCAUUACCGUUUCAGCAUGUGGUAAUCUUCUCAGCCAUACCAGAAAGAUACAACACUUGAGCGGCUGACCCUUUCAACAAUCCUGCACCUGCACCAACUGCUCACAUGGCCCACCCUUACGAGCCCUGGUUACGGACAGCCCCACCUAGUGGCAGCUCAGAAGACAUGAACAUCCCCUCGUGGUGGGACCUCCACAGGGAUGUCCAACCAGGCAGCUGGAUAGACCUGCAGACGGGCCAGGGUGUAGGUUUGCCUUCAGUGAGUCCAGGGAGUUCCAUGGGAUUGCAGCCAUCUUUAGGGCCCUAUGGCUCUGACCCACAGCUGUGCAACCUGUCUUCAGCUCAACACGCUCCUGCCUCACACUCGCCUCACCUCUACCCCCAGGAUGGCUUCAAGAUGGAGCCAAUGGCCUCUGAAAUGCUGCAGCAAGACCCAUAUUCUCUUGAGGAUCCGCAAGAGACAUCUGUUUCUGCCCGUCCCAAGCCCCAGCGCCGCUCCUCUUCAAGAGGCGCCGGUCAGGCCCAGUGUCGUUGCCCUAACUGCGUCCAUGCCGAGCAGCUGGGCCAGAGCACUGAUGACAGCAGAAGGAAGCACAUGCACAACUGCCACAUCCCCGGCUGCGGAAAAGCCUAUGCUAAGACCUCCCAUUUGAAGGCACACCUACGAUGGCACAGCGGAGACCGGCCGUUUGUCUGCAACUGGCUCUUCUGUGGCAAGAGAUUCACACGCUCUGAUGAACUCCAGCGCCACCUGCAGACACACACGGGAGCCAAGAAGUUCAGCUGUGCAUUAUGCCCCAGAGUCUUUAUGCGCAACGACCACCUGGCCAAGCACAUGCGCACACACGAGUCCCCGCCAGGACACGGGGAGGAGAGGGUAAACGGAGAUGGCAGGAUGGAGAAGGGCUUUGAUGCAUCCACUCCCCCUCAGUCAUCCUCAAACGUGUCUGUGUCUGACACCACAGAGCCUCCGAUGAAGCUGAAAUGUGAGACAGACCCAUCAGUCUCCAGUGUGACAGGGCAGUCCAGCUAACUUCAUCUUAUAUCAAAGGUUCACCAUCAGUUCUGUCACACGUCUGUCAUAAGUGGUGUCAUAGUUUCACAAUAGAAUAGAGAAAAGAAGAAAAGUUUGGACUUUCACUAAUGCAAGCUGGAAGGAAUCUACACGGUCCCGUGAAUUUAUCAACUGGGCCAACUCAGUGAACCUAAACGUUAUAACAAACGGAGUAAGCAUGAGUUUUAAGGCGUGGAUCAAAGUUUCUGCUCUGUUUACUUUAGGUGGAAAGUGGCUGAGCAGGCAACCGAGCUUAAGCUGACAUUAGUUGCUAGACUUUCAUUGCUGCUAGAGCUACAGUCCCACCGAAGGUGGCUUGUUAACUUGUUUACAAUGAAAUCAAUCACAGAGGAAGUAGACAAUGACAAUUUUUUCUAUUUGUCUAUUUGUGCAUGUAUGUGCGACAUGCACUCACAUGUCGCCAUGUGAGUGCAGCCUACUGUGCAAUUUGUAAUGAGACACUGGAAUAUAAUAACAGCUUUUUCUAAUUUUUAAAAGGUCAAUUGGCAUUUGCACUCGAAAGUACAUGCCACCGAACUGGGAGUGUGUAUGCUGGUAUUUAAGUAAUUAAAAUAGUACAUAAACAAAAGGAGAGUACAAACAACAAUGCUGUGCUGCGACAGUGUCCACAAUGAAAACUAAUGUGAUGUGAUCCUGAUAUAAUAGAAUAUAAUACAAUAUAAUAUAAUACAAUAUAUAUCAUAUGAUAAACAUUCAGGUUACCAGAUGGAACAGAACAAAGCAAAGAAGCCACUAAAUUAUACAUGAUGUGGGAAUAAAUAAUCUCACAAAUCCUAAUUUAGAAGUGGUCCCAGCAGCUGGAGAUGCUCCUGUUUGGUAAGAAUAAGAAGAUGGAGUCGGGCAUGGGGAGAAAAUUCUGCCUGGGUUAAAAAAUCCUUGUUUCUGUUGGGACAUGCUGAUAUAAACACAAUUCCACAGAUCCAUCCUGUCAACACAACAAGCUGUUGGUGAUGAAUGAAACUUCCAGCACAAAGCAGAACUUCAUUACAUCAUGGGUACGGGAACGUACCUUCAUCCAGUGGCCAAUGCAGUCCCAGGUUUAAAGCUGCACUUAUUCAUAUAUUGUUAAACAAAAGGAUCAAAUGACUGUGUAAUGUGAAAGGUGUUGAUCAUAGUGACAAACUAACAGAUUAUCAUCUUACUCCAGUUCCUCUCACUUUUUAUCAUAUUUGAGCAGCCACAACUUUACUGUUGCCGGUUCAGUCACACUGCUCUCAUCGACCCUGUCUUCAACAGCAAGCAACUGGUGAAGCCACCAACAGCCAGAGAUGGAGUAUACUGUGCAGCAGCUAAAGAGCAGAAGAGCCAAACCAAAGCUCUAUAUCAGUGCUAUGGUUGCUUUGUUUCUGCUGCAUGUGCCAUUUUGGCAACUGUUCGCCAUUACAUUUUCAUGUGGUGAUAAUGUGUCAAUGUUGUGUUUACAACUUGUUCGGAUACCCGGAAGUGUCAAAAAGAAUGGACAAUAUUUUUUAAUAACACAAAUGUGCAACAGAAAAUCUAAAGGACCCGACCUCGAGGAAGCAAACCACUUCCAAUACUAUCCCUGUGCACCUCAAUCAGUGACUGUACACAGUUUUCUCAAACAUCAUCACCUACAUAAUCAUUUGCAUGUCGGUUCAAGCUAUAGUCCCAAUAUCUCAACACAUUUUAUUAACAGAUGUUGGUCCGUCUGAAGCUGCAGGUUUUUCAUGCUCAACUGAACACAAAUCACUUGACAAGAUGCUUUGCUGCAAUAUGACAAACCAUUUAUUUGAUCAACGUGCAGAGAGAGACUGUGCUGUUGGCAGUCAAGUAUGAAAUACAAGGAAUUUGAACGACCCACGCAGCAGAAAUUGUUUAGGUAGGCUAAUUUGUUCUGGAUAGUUAACCCUCAUAAUCAGUCCUGUAUGAUCAGUAGUUCUGUAGCAAGCAGUGAGAGCAGCUUUACACUUUAAGACACUAUUAGGAUGUAUGUAAACCAUUACACACAUUAGGCUGAGAUUUCUACAUUAGCGAGCCUGCAUUAUUGGAGGCUCAUGGUUGCUGUAUUUAUGUAUAGAUGAUAAGAUGAGGAAGAUAGUGCUUAACCAUUAGUCAAUUAUUUAAUGUUGACUAUUAUUAUUAUGUUUGUUGAUGUGAUUAUAGAUAGGCUCGUGAUAUUUUCUUUUAUUAUGUUCAGUAGAACAAAAUGUACCACCUUUUCGAAUUGGUUGCUGUAGUAAAUUGUGGAAACUGUUAUAAAAUAGGUUCAAAAACUUUUAUUAAGUUAAGCAUC
Messenger RNA from Platichthys flesus (European flounder), 3501 nucleotides. Its product is annotated as transcription factor Sp6-like. The record is from RefSeq and is a predicted model, not a curated record. NCBI's taxonomy places the organism in Eukaryota, Metazoa, Chordata, Actinopteri, Pleuronectiformes, Pleuronectidae. Gene Ontology annotation, molecular function: RNA polymerase II cis-regulatory region sequence-specific DNA binding; DNA-binding transcription factor activity, RNA polymerase II-specific. Bases 279 to 1205 code for a protein of 308 amino acids. The transcript is spliced from 2 exons. Gene Ontology annotation, biological process: regulation of transcription by RNA polymerase II.